AUGGCCCCGCUGUGUCGCACUUGUGGCCAGGAGGCGGAGCAUGCCAAGACACUCUUCGACAGGGAGGGCAGCAACGUCCUGUGCAACAUCCUUAAGCUGACAGGAAUUUGGUUCGGUAACCACCCCGGAGUGCCCACAAAGAUCUGCUUUUCCUGCGUGCUGGACCUCAACUCUGCCGUCGCCUUUCGGGAGCGUUGCAUCAAAACGAACAUCUCUUGGUUCAGCGAUCAGGAUAAACCAGAGCCUUUGGCCACUGACACUGCCGAUGAGAAGGAUAUUAGCAGAGAGAAACGCAGGGGUAAUAUUUUACCUCUCCCUGCACACAAGCUCUUUGGGCAGGGAAAGAUUAUACCAAUACGCAGCAAGAAACUGGAUACGAUUCCGACUAGGACCAUAGGCGACCAUACAUAUCCAUUGAACGCUCCUGAAUCCCCAUCGACUGAACUCGAGGAUCCCCUGAAGUGCGAAGAUCCUGUCUACAUAAAGGAGGAGCCCCUGCUUUCAGAUGAGGAGCCUGAGCAAUCGGGAAAUGAAGAGCAGGAGGAGAUACAGUCAGACGAGGAGAUACAACAAGAUGAGGAAAUACGGACAGAUGAAGAGAUACAGAAAGCUGAGGAAAUACAACAAGUUGAGGAGAUAGAGCCAGAUGAGGACAUACAAUAUGAUAAGGAUAUACAGCAAGAUGAGGAUAUGCAGUCAGAUGAGGAGCACUUAGAAGAUAAUGAUGAGGAGAUCGUCGAAGAUGAGGAAAUAGUUGAAGAUGACGAGAUACAGGGAGAUAUGGAGGAAUUACUACAAGACGAUGAGGAGUUAGAGGAUUAUGAGGAGGAGCUACUAGAAGAUGAGGAAACAAAUGAAAAUGGGGAGGAAAUACAGCAAGAUGAGGAGGAUUUAGAUUUCGAGGAGGAGAUGCUAGAAGAUGAAGAGUGGUCACUGGAUGGUGAUGAGGACUUAAACACCAAUGAAGUCAAAAUGUAUGAUUCAAGUACACUCCAAUCUCUAGUACCUGAACGACCAUCUAAAAGAAAGUUAAAAAAAUACACCUCUAAUUCCAAAUCGAAAGAGAACCCUCCUCCGGAGCCUGCGAAAGGAAAACGAAAAAGGAAGAAAAGCGCUACGAUUUAUGUAUGCGAUCACUGCGGCAAGCAAAUGAAUGACAAAGGCAACCUCGACACGCACGUCCUGCGACACACUGGCGUCCGGCCAUUCGAAUGUCCGGAAUGCGAUCACCGGGAGAUCAAUAGAUACACCCUAAACAUUCACAUUCGAGUAAAGCACCGCGGAGAGAAGCCCUACGCCUGCAAAUAUUGCGAUGAGAAAUUCGAGACCAGCAUCAAGCGAACUCGACAUACAAGGUAA
Molecule: messenger RNA, 1359 nt
Organism: Drosophila takahashii
Lineage: Eukaryota; Metazoa; Arthropoda; Insecta; Diptera; Drosophilidae
Product: zinc finger protein 200-like
Biological process (GO): regulation of transcription by RNA polymerase II
Cellular component (GO): nucleus
Molecular function (GO): DNA-binding transcription factor activity, RNA polymerase II-specific; zinc ion binding; nucleic acid binding
Source: RefSeq, a predicted model, not a curated record